ACCCAACCUCCCCUCCCUCUCGUUCACCUCCCAUGACCUCUUCCACCACCCUCCUCCCCCCAUCUCCAAAUCUGCCAGCACCAGCAACCUCUUCUCCUCCUCCUUUGUUUUCCAAUCUUCCUCUGCCCUCGACGCCGCAAGACUUCCGCCUUCCAUCCCUCUCCUCUCCUUCUUCAGCUCGUCCUCCCCCUUGCACCUCUAG
This is a messenger RNA of Closterium sp. NIES-65, 202 nucleotides long. The record is from the annotation of a GenBank genome assembly. Lineage: Eukaryota; Viridiplantae; Streptophyta; Zygnematophyceae; Desmidiales; Closteriaceae.